Molecule: messenger RNA, 4926 nt
Organism: Trichogramma pretiosum
Lineage: Eukaryota; Metazoa; Arthropoda; Insecta; Hymenoptera; Trichogrammatidae
Gene: Ror
Product: tyrosine-protein kinase transmembrane receptor Ror
Exons: 14
Coding region: 132-3041 (969 amino acids)
Biological process (GO): multicellular organism development; cell surface receptor protein tyrosine kinase signaling pathway; positive regulation of kinase activity
Cellular component (GO): membrane; signaling receptor complex
Molecular function (GO): transmembrane receptor protein tyrosine kinase activity; protein binding; ATP binding
Source: RefSeq, a predicted model, not a curated record
AUGACGUUUUUGACUCUACCACGGCUAAUGGUACGGACGUGAUAGUCGAGCCAACGAGUGCCAAAGAGGGCUCGCUCAAGUUCAUUCGAGCACUCUCAAACCUGACCAAAGACAUUGGCAGUGUCGUGCACAUGAGAUGCGAGAUUGUAGGUGAUCCACCACCGAACAAAAUUAGAUGGUACAAAAAUGAAAAGCCAAUUAUCGAGGAGCCCGAACGCGUGAUCAUUAAGAAAAUUAAUCCUCAGAAUCACGAGCACGUGGCCAAGAAUAUAGCUGGGAGCCGUUUAAAAAUUACCCGGGUUGAUGUGAACGAUCGAGGCUUUUACUCUUGCCGCGCCACCAAUGGCAAGAACUUCAUCCAGAGCGAGGGAAGCCUCCAAGUCAGAACGCAACGUCACGGUGGUCACUCGGUCAACCCAUCGAUCGACUUGGGAAACUACUCGCCAGUUUUGCCGCAUUUACCAGAUUUACUAGAAGACAAUGAUGAUGGAGAUAACGUAUUCUCUAAUAAAAAUUAUGCAGGAGCAUCAAGUACAUUUCAAAAAUCUUUCAAUCCACAACCAACUUCAUCACAAAUCAGUACCCUAGAUGUAUCACAAAUUAGUGGCCUUAAAAAUGUCAAUAUACAAAUUCCAGCAGGGGUGAGCCUUGCCAGUCUUCCUGGAGCUUCAUUGAUUCCAGGACGCAAAGAUAAUCAAGAAGGAUAUUGUGAACCGUAUAAAGGUACAAUUUGUGCACAGUUUGUGGGCAAUCAUUCAGUUUACAUACCACAUCCACUUACCCAAAGUAUUUUGGAAGAAAAAUUUUUGAAAGCUUUUCAAGUUAUCAAUCAGUCAAAUGACUUGUCAUCUAAUUGUGCACCUUAUGCUAUGCCAACUUUAUGCUUUACAACCUUUUCGGUUUGUCGAGAACCAAGAAGUCCAAAGCCUAGUACACAACUUUUCCACUUAUUAAAUUCCAACCAACAAGAUUCUUUGGAGGAACCUGAUACAGAUGAAACAUACAAUGAAGGCGGUGAACAAUUAUAUUCUCGAAUUCGACGUGGAGCAAAUCGACAACCAAAUUAUGAAUCAUCAAUUGAGUCUAGUCGCAGACUCGCUUCACAAGCAGCAACAAUAGCUGCAAAAAAGAAUUUACUCAACAGCAAAUUAAGACGUAUCUGUCGUAAAGAGUGUGAAACUUUAGAAAAUGAUUUAUGCCGCAAAGAAUAUGCAAUUGCCAAAAGACAUCCAGAAAUUGGCAGGCAAUUACCAUUAAUUGAAUGUUCAGAUUUGCCAGAUGAAGGUACUCCAGAAGGAGCUGAUUGCAUGAGCAUUGGUAUUAUUACGGAAGAUGUUCGUGAAAAUGAAAAAUGUUUUUGGGGCAAUGGACAAUCAUAUCGAGGUCCUGUCAAUAAUAGCAUAACUGGGCGUCCAUGCAUGAGAUGGAUUAAUCAGUUCAAUCUUCAAAUAUCUGAACAUAUUGAGCUUGCUGGAAGACACUCUUAUUGUCGAAAUCCUGGUGGCACUGAACAACAACCUUGGUGUUAUGUUGAUGUGAAUAAUCUUAGUCAAAAAGAAGUCUGUAAUAUACCCAAAUGUGUUGAAGAUAUUUGGAUUUAUAGUGUUGUUGGAUUUAUAUUAGCAGGAGGAUUUGUACUAAUUAUCGUUUGUUAUUGUUGUUGCUACAGAAAAUCUAGAAAAGCUAGAAGACAGUCUAAUCAUUUGCCAACAAAUAAAAUCUUAACUGGGCUGCAGUGUGACAAAAAUAUUUAUGAUGGAAGGCGCAACAACGCAACACAACCGAUGGAAAUGAGUUCAUUGUUAGCUGGUCCUGGGAAUACAACUCCUGGAACUGGCACUCUUAGUAGUGGAAGCAGUAGGACUUCGAAUAACAGAGUACCCCAAUUCUCAAUGAAUAAUGUGAUGUUGUUGGAAGAACUGGGAGAAGGAGCCUUUGGCAAAGUAUACAAAGGAGAGUUACAAACUGGAAAUAAGGAUGAAGUAAUCUAUGUAGCAGUUAAGACUUUGAAAGAGAAUGCAAGUCCAAAGACUCAGAAUGAUUUCAAACGCGAGGUUGACCUCAUGACAGAUCUGCGGCAUCCAAAUAUUAUCUGUUUACUUGGAGUUGUUUUUAAUGGAGAACCUAUGUGCAUGCUUUUUGAGUACAUGACUCAAGGGGAUCUGCACGAAUUUUUAAUAUGUCAUUCCCCAAGAACUGAUGUACCAGUUGGAACAGCUAGUGGAAAAGUCUUGGAACAACCUGAAUUUUUACACAUUGCUCUGCAAAUUGCAUCAGGAAUGGAAUAUCUGUCAAGCCAUCAUUAUGUUCAUAGAGAUCUUGCUGCUAGAAACUGUUUAGUUGGUGAAAACUUGACUGUUAAAAUCUCUGACUUUGGUCUCUCCAGAGAUAUAUACAGUAGUGACUACUAUCGGGUACAGUCUAAGAGCUUACUUCCUGUUAGAUGGAUGCCACCUGAAUCAAUUUUAUACGGUAAAUUUACCACUGAGUCUGAUGUAUGGAGUUUUGGAGUUGUUCUGUGGGAAAUAUAUAGUUACGGCCUUCAGCCUUACUAUGGUUACAAUAACCAAGAAGUCAUUGACAUGAUCCGUUCACGGCAACUUCUACCCUGUCCUGAAGACUGUCCGACUAUGAUCUACAGUUUGAUGAUUGAGUGCUGGCAUGAGGUCGCCAAUCGUCGGCCGCAAUUCCCAGAAAUUCAUCAUCGUCUUCAUAACUGGAACCACCAACAGCAAACGACCCUGAAUCACCAGCAGCAACAGCAGCAACAGCAGCAGCAGCAUGUUUUCUCUAAUGGGACGCCGACGAAGAUGGGAUAUUCGAAUGAGAACAGUUCUAACGUCGAUAAGCAGUGCUGUUCUCCAAAGCUGAGUGGGGCUAAAAAGGUGUUACCAAUUAUGGGUCAACAUCCUCAGCCACUAUUGAAAAAUAAUUUACCGUCUAAUGGCACGAGAUCAUUACAGAAUGGGGCUCAGCUCGUUGUCAGGUUACCUGAUCCUAGUAAAGUUCUCACUGAAACUAGGUUAUCAAAACAACAAUAAAUUAUAGAUUUUGUAAUUCGUUGUUUUCAAGAAUUGUGAUGCAAUGAAAAAAUCGUACAUUAUUGAAUACAGUACUUUUACUUUAAAUUAAAUCAUGGUAAAUUAUUUAGAAAACAACGAUUAUAACAGCAACUUUUUAUGAAAUAAUUUCUUCAGAUUAUUUAAUACUAGUAUUUUUUAAUAUAUUCUACACAUGGUUACUACAAAAAUGCAAUGGUUUCUUUUAUUUGUUAAUGAAUUUAUUUAGAACCCAAAAUGAUUCUAAAUUUCAUUUAAAUUAGUUGUAAAAUCAUUGGCAUUGUGAGAUUUUUUUAUUCAAAUUAUAGUUGAAUACUCAAGUCUAUCUAUUUUAAUAAGUUAAUAUACGAAUGUAUAUGAUGAUAAUGUGUGAUCCUUUAUUAGUGCCAGCCCUGAAGCAUUUAAUUGUUUUUAGAUUUAAAUAUUUUAACUAGGUUCAAAGUUUAUUUGAAUUCAUUUGUAUUAUAUUUUAAAAGAAACGUAUUAUUAAACCUUUUGACUGAAAUAUCGUUGUUCCAGCGUAGCAAGCAAGAUAUCAUCCAAAACUCAAGAGGCAAAAACGUACCUAAUUUUAUCAACAUAGGACUCGGGUCUUUUUCGCCUUUUGAGUAUUCAACGCCUUUCUGCACUGAGGCGAUAAAAUUCUCUUUUGAGUAAUGAUUUUAUAAAGACCUUCAAUUACUAAAUCUAUGAAACACUGCAGAAUUAAAAAAAAUAUUUUUAUUGAUUAAUGUCAAAUUUUAAAUAUUGAUUAUUUUUCUUAUAAAAUUUAAUGUAAAUAGAUAUUUUUAAGUGCCAUUUAAUAAAAAUGUCGUUGCAUAAGUGUUACCCAAGUCUACUAUCAUCAACUAAUACAUUGAGAUGAUCUUUUCAUUCACGUCAUAAUUAUCCAUGGCAUUUUAUUUAGAGCUUUAAAAAAGCAAUUCCGUUGAGUUAAAAGCUACUUUGCUUUGUAUCGUAGGCAAUAUUUGAAAUUUGUAAGAAAUUGCGAUCUAUAAUAUUUAUUUCAAUAAUUGUAUAAAAAGUUAAAAGCAAUGUACGCAUCGCAUUUAAUUCGUUAUUUAUCGAACAUUGAGAAAAUUAAUAAUAAUUCGUCUUGUAUUCGAGGCAAUUAUGCAAUGUAUAUAUGCACUAGGCUGACAAUAAAAAAAAAUUUUAUUAUAUUGUCAGUCUGAUAUGCACAUGAUUUUGUAUAGUUUUAUACAUUGAGUGUAUAAAAUUUAUGUAAACCAGUAAGUCAAGCAAAUAUAGAAAUGUAUGUAUUCUAGUUUGUACUUGAUAGCUAUUCCUUAUCAUUUUUUUUAAAAUAACUUUAUCAAUAAAAAUUUUUAUAUUUGCUUGUGACUGAUCAAAGCAUGGUUAUUAAUAAUAAAAACGUAUGACUACGUUAUUUUGAAAAUAUACAGAAUAGUGAAUAUUGCAUGAGUGUAAUUUAUGAAGCGUGUAUAAUAAUUUUGAAAGAUCAAUUUUUUAUACAUAGAUAAUAAAAUACAUGUAUAUUAGAUAAAUAUGUGUCUGACCAAAAUAGCUACUUCGAUCAUGAUUCUAAUUCAAAUAAUUAUUAACAAUUAUUUAUUGUAAAAUUUUGAGUAUGUAAGCAAAUACUGUAUAAUUAUUCUACGUAUUUUAAUGUACAGAUAAAAAGAAAAAAUGAUAGUAUGCAUUGAUGAAUGAAUGAAUGAAACAGUACUUUAUAUCUUGUCAAAUGUUACAAAAAAAAUAAGCAUAUUAGUAGAUAAAAUAGUACUUGCUAUUGUUGCAGUGGUUUGUCAUACAAAAAGAGAACAGAAAUGUUUUAAGAGUCCUUGCUAGAUUUAACUACUGGAAAUAAAAACUAUCAAAAAAAGUAUUCUUCACAAUAUUUGUG